ACAAUUUAUUAUUAGUGAUAUUGAUUAACGAAUGAUUGAUAAUAGUUUACCACGGCCAUCCCCAGCUAAAAUCAAAGAAAGAAACCCGAACCUGUCUCUCUGUUCCCGUCUAAACUCCCACUAAAAUCUGUCUAAAUCUCUCAAGAAUCAAAGAAACAGACAAAUGGGUACUUUCACUGCUCUAACAAGAUCAUUGGGUCAUCGCUGCGUGAAAAAUUCGAAAUCGAAUAACUUACCGAAUCUUUACAUUCACAGCAACGGUCAUCAGUACCAAACCCAUAGAACCCUCAUCUUGGAAUCCCUAUCCUAUGAAUCAGUCAGGCUUCGAAGGUUGUCAGAUUCGGAUUCUGGGAUUGUUGAGGUUAAUUUGGAUAGGCCUGCAGCGAAAAAUUCAAUUGGGAAGGAAAUGUUAAGAGGGUUACGCAAUGCUUUUGAAACAAUCGAAAGUGAUGAAUCUGCCCAGGUUGUUUUGAUUUGCAGUUCGGUUCCAAAGGUUUUUUGUGCUGGUGCUGAUUUAAAGGAGCGCAAGACAAUGACUCCAUCUGAAGUUCAAAAUUUUGUGAACUCAUUGCGAUCUACGUUCUCAUUCAUAGAGGCACUCCGUGUUCCUACCAUCGCUGUUAUUGAAGGAGUAGCAUUAGGUGGUGGACUUGAAAUGGCUUUGUCAUGUGAUCUUCGGAUAUGUGGAGAAGAUGCAGUAUUGGGCUUGCCAGAAACAGGACUUGCCAUAAUUCCUGGUGCAGGUGGGACUCAAAGACUUCCUAGGUUGGUAGGAAAAUCACUGGCAAAGGAACUGAUAUUUACUGGCCGCAAGAUUGGUGGUAGAGAGGCUAUGCCAAUGGGGCUUGCCAAUUACUCUGUCCCUGCCAGUGAAGCUCAUUCAAAAGCACUUGAAAUCGCUCGGGAGAUUAUCCAGAAGGGUCCAGUAGCAAUUAGGAUGGCAAAAAAGGCUAUCAAUGAGGGCCUUGAGAUAGAUUUACCAUCAGCUUUGGAAUUGGAAGAAGAGUGCUAUGAACAGAUCUUGAACACUAAAGAUCGUUUGGAAGGCUUGGCAGCAUUUGCUGAAAAGAGGAAACCAAGGUACAGAGGGGAAUAAAAUUAACAAAAGAAUUUCUGGACAAGUUUCUGGGGAUUAAUUGUCAUUCUUCCUAUAAAUUAUGCCCAUGAGAUAAUGUUAAUGCCAGGCAGCAUUUGAUAUGUAUGUUGUUAAUAAAGAAAAUAGUAAGCAUUUAUCUUA
Molecule: messenger RNA, 1237 nt
Organism: Populus nigra (black poplar)
Lineage: Eukaryota; Viridiplantae; Streptophyta; Magnoliopsida; Malpighiales; Salicaceae
Product: probable enoyl-CoA hydratase 2, mitochondrial
Exons: 8
Coding region: 164-1096 (310 amino acids)
Biological process (GO): fatty acid beta-oxidation
Cellular component (GO): mitochondrion
Molecular function (GO): enoyl-CoA hydratase activity
Source: RefSeq, a predicted model, not a curated record